AUGGCGUCGGCCCCGACACCUGUGACGGGCGAAACUCCCAUCACGCUCAAGAUUACUCAUCUGGGCGUGACAAGGAAGAUCAAGCUUCCGCUGCGUGACCUCGUCGCUAGCUCUCUUGAGGGCAAGCUCCGCGAGAUGCUCCUCAUCGAUCCUACUGUCAAGUGCCGCUUCGAACGCUAUUCCGACUCCGCCGGCACCUUUGUCGUCCUGGACCGAAAUAACCAGUCGGUGUACAAGCAGCUGUACCGUGCCGCAAAGGCCAAGCAGAAGCUCAAGCUUCGUGUCAUUGUGGCCGAGCCGCCGUUGCCCCCCCAGGUUAUCCCCCGCCCCGUCACGAUCGAGGACGUGCCUGAGGGUGCGGCUGAGCCGCUCAAGACCAAGUCGACGACUACGCCUGUCAUCGUCUCGUCCAGCAUGGCUCGCUCCGAAGAGGAUCGCCAGCAGUGCCCUGCCAUUCCUGGCCGCUUCCCGGGCGCCUGCUCGUUGGCCGAGGAGAAGUCCACUUCGUGGGCCUAUGAUGUCGAUGCUCAUCUGGCCGCCACUCUCAAGAACAUGGCCCGCAGCCACGAGCUUCUCGAGCGAAACAUUGCCCGUCUUGGGGCCUCUGUUGCCGAGAUGGGACUGAAAACUGACACAUUUGCUCCCAAGUCGUCGUCGGAGAGUGUGUCCGAGGAGACCGACGUCGCUCCCGUGCUUGCUGAAGCUUCUCCCAUGGCUAUCGAGGCUAUUGUGGAGGCUGUUGCUGAACAGACCACCGAGGAGAUCGUCGAAGAGACUGCUGAGGAGACUGCCGAGGAAACUGCCGAGGAAACUGCCGAGGAGACUGUCGAGGUUGCUAUCGAGGCCCCGGCUUCUCCUGCACCUCCCCAGCCCAUCCCGGUCGUCAAGUGCACACAGCGUGGCCCUGCGGCCGUAUGGUCUACCUUUGACUGCUCGGCCCAGGAUCAGAAGGUGUUGUCCCCAACCCUGCACAAUGGCUUUUCCGUCUGCUGCAAUUCCUGCGAACGCACUAUCCCCGACACGCAUUACCACUGUUCGACUUGCGAAGGGGGUGAUUUCGAUUUGUGCCCGGAUUGUAUCGAGCUCGGCAUCACCUGCUACAACAACGAGCACUGGAUGAUCAAGCGCUACAAAGCCGAGGACGGUGCCCUCGUCAACAGCACGACCCAGCUGUCUCCGGCAAAGUUCAAGCGAUCUGCCGAGAAGCUGGUGGACACAGCCCCUACCAAGGAGGUGAAGCCGAAGGUGUCCGCCCCGAAGCUGCCGCUGCUCCCCCAAAAGCUUCCCUUUCGCCCGGACACCUCUGCAGUCUCGAGCAAGGCUGCAGCGAACGUUGCUGCUCAGUUGGUGACUCUGUCGGAGCUCUUCGGCGAGAACGUCGGCCCGCAGAUGCGCACCUGCAACAACUGCAUCCAGGAGCUUCCGGAAGCCAUGUUCCUUCACUGCUCCACCUGCUUCGACUUCGACCUGUGCAAGGCGUGCUUUGUCAGGGACGAGCAUGGCCACCAUCCCACCCAUGCCUUCAUUCCGGCUGUUGCGGGUACACUAUUCGACAACAACGUGCGGCGUCGGCUGCCUGCGGGUCGGGGCCAGCGUCACAAUGCCGUCUGCGAUGGUUGUGAAAGCUUCAUCACUGGUGUCCGCCACAAGUGCAUGGGAUGCCCUGACUGGGACUACUGUGCAGAGUGUGUCACGAAGGCCGAACUCACUCACCCUGGCCACCGCUUUAUGCCCAUCUACGAGCCUCUGUCUGAAGCGUACGAGCAGAGUAUCGUCCAAACCGUGCACUCGGGCAUCUACUGUGACGGCCCUCUGUGUUCUGGCGUCAGCCGCCAUGCCCGUGCGAUUGUGGGCGUGCGCUACAAGUGUGCCGUCUGCUCCGACGUGGACUUCUGCGCCAGCUGCGAGGCCAGCCCUGCAAACCACCACAACAAGACGCACCCCCUGAUCAAAUUCAAGACACCAGUUCGCCACGUUUCGGUUUCUACGACGGGCGAGGACGGACGUGGCCAGGAGAUGCUCCCGAUGGGUGAUCGCUGCCCAAUGUUGUCGGCCUUCGACGACCCUCACUGGUCGAUGCCUGCGUCCAACGGCAUCAACCUGAACAAGGUCCAGACCGUUGUGGAUGUCAAGCCUACAGAAGUCGUAUGCGCGGCACCCCCUAUUCCGGAGAAGAUUCCCGAGCCGGCUGCCGAGGUCGUUGCCGUUCAGGAGACACCGGCCGUUGAGCGAGAGGUUGUUGAGCCUUCUGCCGAGAACCUGGAUGCCAUGUUCGAGCGCGAUAUCGUUGCGGACGGCACUGUCAUGCGCCCAAACCAUGUGUUUGAGCAGACAUGGGUGCUGCGGAACACCGGCACCGUGGCCUGGCCGGCCGGCUGCUGCGUCCGCUUUGUGAGCGGCGACUACAUGGGACACGUCGACCCGAACCAUCCUGCUGGCAUCCAGGAGCUAGUUUCUGCCUCCGAGUCGACCAUCUCGUACGAGACUGUGGCUCCGGGCGAGGAGUUCCCGUUCACCGUUCUGCUCCGCACACCUUCUCGUGUAGGCAAGGCCAUCUCGUACUGGCGUCUCACAUCGCGCGGCGGCAUCAAGUUCGGCGACCGCCUCUGGUGUGACGUGGACGUGAAGGCGGCCGAGGAGGCCAAGACGGAAAUCAAGGAGGAGGCAAAGGAGGAGGCAAAGGAGGAGUCCAAGGAGGAGUCCAAGGAGGAGUCCAAGGAGGAGCCAAAGAACGACGAGCUCACCGAGGUCACGGAGACGGCGGCCACGCUCGUGGCUGAGGUACCAGAGAAGACUUCUGACGCUCCGGCCAAGCAGUUGGAAGGCAGCCAGAUGAUCUUCCCCAAGCUCGAGAAAGAGUCGCCCAUCUCCAGCGUCUGCAUUGCGGAAGGACACGCAGAACCGGCAACGGCUCCGCAUGCCAGCGACAGCUUUGACUUUGACUGGGCCGACGAGGAGUCCGAGGAAGGUUUCGUGACGGAUGACGAGUACGACAUUCUCGAUGCAUCGGACGAGGAAUCCGUCGACGAGCCGCUGGAAAAGGCACACAAGAAGUAG
This is a messenger RNA of Grosmannia clavigera kw1407, 3057 nucleotides long. RefSeq names its product zz type zinc finger domain containing protein. The transcript is spliced from 2 exons. Bases 1 to 3057 code for a protein of 1018 amino acids. Gene Ontology annotation, molecular function: zinc ion binding. The record is from RefSeq and is a predicted model, not a curated record. NCBI's taxonomy places the organism in Eukaryota, Fungi, Ascomycota, Sordariomycetes, Ophiostomatales, Ophiostomataceae.